This is a messenger RNA of Medicago truncatula (barrel medic), 1909 nucleotides long. RefSeq names its product 11-oxo-beta-amyrin 30-oxidase. Bases 135 to 1706 code for a protein of 523 amino acids. The record is from RefSeq and is a predicted model, not a curated record. The transcript has 5 exons. Gene Ontology annotation, molecular function: heme binding; iron ion binding; oxidoreductase activity, acting on paired donors, with incorporation or reduction of molecular oxygen. Lineage: Eukaryota; Viridiplantae; Streptophyta; Magnoliopsida; Fabales; Fabaceae.
AUAUUUUUGGAAGUAUAUAUAAGUCAUUAAAGUGCUGAAGAUGAAACAAACAACCCCUUAAAUCAUUCAUAGAUCUAGUUCUCUUUCCUUAACACCUUUACUUUAUCUCUGCCCAUUUUCUUCUCCCACAAAGAAUGAUGAUGGGAGUAUCUUCAACAACUGCAACAUUCUUUCUCAUAGUUGCACCUUUGGUGCUUCUAUGGACAUGGAAGCUACUGAAUUGGCUAUGGCUAAGGCCAAAGAGAAUAGAGAAGGUACUGAGAGCACAAGGCCUUCAAGGCAGUCCAUACAAAAUUUUGGUUGGAGACACAAGGGAGAUGAUUAAGAUGAUGAUGGAAAAUGCUAAAUCUCCAAUAUUCACUAAUUCUCUUUCAGAUGAUAAAGAUGUGACACCACACAUCUUCACAUUUAUUCAUCACAUUUAUCAAAAAUUUGGCAAGAAUUCUUUUUUAUGGGAAGGUACAAAUGCCAAAGUGAUCAUUACAAACCCUGAGCAAAUUAAGGAAAUCUUCAACAACAUGAAUGACUUUCAGAAACCGAAGUUGAGCCCCCUUUACAAGCUACUGGGAACAGGACUUGCAAAUUAUGAAGGCGAAAAAUGGCGGAUGCAUCGAAAGAUUAUCAACCCUGCUUUCUACACAGAAAAAUUGAAGAUUAUGUCACCUAUAUUUUCCCAAAGUUGUGAUGAAAUGAUUAGAAAAUGGGAAGAUAUAUCUUCAGAUGGAAAGUUCGAAAUCGAUGCAAAGACUUUUCUCCAGAUUUUGACGUGUGAUGUCAUAUCGAAAACAGCGUUUGGAAGCAAUUAUGAAGAAGGACAAAGAAUAUUUGAACUACUAAAAGAACAAGCUCAACUUAUUAUGAAAUUACGCAACGUUUACAUUCCAGGAUGGAGGUAUAUACCAACAACUACACACAGGAGGAUGACAGAAAUCGACAAAGAUAUCCAAGCAUCGCUAAUGGCUAUAAUCAACAAAAGAAAGAAAGCCAUGAUGGCUGGUGAAGUCCUAAACAACGAUUUACUAGGUAUACUUUUGGAAUCAAAUCAGAAAGAAAUACAAGAAAAUGGAAACAAUAAGAAUGUUGGAAUGAGCGACCAAGAAGUACUCGAGGAAUGCAAUGCAUUCUAUCUAGGAGGCCAAGAAUCCACAUCAGUUCUGCUUGUUUGGACAAUGAUAUUGUUGAGUAGAUAUCCUGAUUGGCAAGCACGAGCUAGAGAGGAAGUUUUGCAAGUUUUUGGCGACAAAAUGCCUAACAGCGAUGGAAUAAGUCGCCUUAAAAUAGUGACAAUGAUUCUCUAUGAGGUACUAAGGUUAUACCCACCGGUAAUUUACUUCAAUCGAGUAGCUCGCAAAGAUGUGAAAGUUGGAAGUCUUUUCCUCCCCGCAGGAGUACAUGUUUCCUUACCAAUACUCUUAAUUCACCACAAUCGCGAUAUUUGGGGAGAUGAUGCCACUGAGUUCAAUCCAGAGAGAUUUUCGGAAGGAAUCGCAAAAGCAACAAAAGGCCAAGUUUGUUUUUUCCCAUUUGGUUAUGGUCCUAGAGUUUGCAUGGGGCAAAACUUUGCUUUAUUAGAAGCAAAGAUGGUUUUGUCACAACUUCUACAACGUUUCUCAUUUGAACUUUCCCCUAACUAUGUUCAUGCUCCAACAACUGUAUUCACUCUUAAUCCAAAACAUGGGGCUCAUAUCAUUUUCCACAAAUUAUAGUGUGCUAUGAAGCACAAACGCUUCUCAGAUUAGGCAUGUCCUGGUGUCGGACAUGUGUCGUGUCCGACGCCGACACUUGUAAUUACACUGAAUUAUGUGAUUUUUUCAAAUUAUUAACCGUGUCGGCGUGUCAGUGUCCGUGUCAUGUCCGUAUCCGUGCUUCAUAGAUUUGAAUUGCUAGAUUUGAAUGCCUCUUCUAUAAA